CUAGUGCAUGCCGAGUUGUUAUGUGUAUGUGAACCCAAUUUGAUAACACAUGAGCCCAAAGAACGCGUUACUAAAGUAGUAGUAGUAGUGGCCCGUAGUAGCGUAAAGGUUCGAGAGGGUUGCGGGGUUUUGUGUAUACGCGCGUGAAAAAUAAAGUGCCGACACGACGGCUUGGCGCCCUCAUCAGGGCAUGGCGGCCGCCACGUACCUGCCGGUCAGUAGUGCUGUUACCUCGGAUCUGGACGGGAACAGUGUGGUCGGCAUGAACAUCGUCGGAGGCUACCAUGCUAGUGCAUCACCCAGAUCCGCGGCCGACGCCAGCGAAAUGAAAUAUUUACCACAACACCACCAUCAUCACCAUCACCAGAUGGCCAGCUCACCGUCGCCUAAUGGUCAUCCCGUAUCACUGUCGGCGGCAAAUCCAUGGGUGAGCUUGCAACCUGGUGCAGAUCCAUGGGCCGCCUCGAUGGCCGGCAUGCACCAUCCGCAUCACCAUCAUCCCCAUCAAGAUGUCAAACCGCUCACUCAACAAGCUGACAUGAUGCACAGGCAGCAGCAACAGCAAAGUAUGGGCUCACCUCAUGCAUGGCAUGCACCUGUAUCGUCGGCUCAUUACAAUCCCGGCGGAGCAGGCUCACCGCUGCAGCAAUAUCAUGCAGCGAUGAACGGGAUGCUAGCUCAUCAUCAAGCUGCUCCCCAGCUCCAUCAUCUUCCGCGGGAUAUGCAGAGUCCGCAUCAUCCGCAACAUUCCGAUCGCGAUGUCGGUCCAGGAGACGAAGAAACACCAACCAGUGACGAUCUGGAAGCUUUCGCCAAGCAAUUCAAACAACGACGGAUAAAGUUAGGGUUCACGCAAGCGGAUGUGGGGUUAGCGUUAGGAACUUUAUAUGGCAACGUGUUCUCGCAAACAACGAUAUGUAGGUUCGAAGCGUUACAGCUUAGUUUUAAAAAUAUGUGCAAGUUAAAACCGCUGUUGCAAAAGUGGCUUGAAGAGGCCGACUCAACGACGGGGUCACCUACGUCGAUAGAUAAAAUAGCUGCGCAGGGACGAAAACGAAAAAAGCGAACGAGCAUAGAAGUCUCGGUGAAGGGUGCUCUUGAGCAACACUUUCAUAAACAACCAAAACCUUCUGCACAAGAAAUAACAAAUUUAGCGGACAGUUUACAAUUAGAGAAAGAAGUGGUGAGGGUGUGGUUUUGCAAUAGGAGGCAAAAGGAGAAAAGAAUGACACCUCCUAACACGAUAGGAAACGAAAUGAUGGACGGUAUGCCUCCAGGUAGUCAUAUGCAUCCUGGAUACGGUCACCAUCCAGACGUUCACGGGUCAUCGCCGAUGGGUCAGCAUUCGCAUUCGCACAGUCCACCAAUGUUAUCGCCUCAGGGGAUGAGCCACCAGCUGACUGCUCACUAGCAUCCAGCCCGCUGGGCUUCUCUUUUGCAGCACAGCGAUAACGGUUAGCGCUCUAUCAUUCAACUAUCGUGUCUCCUCCUUAAGCUAUUAUGUGCCCUAUAAACAAUUAACCGACGAUGACGACGUUAAUAGUCAUUCGACGAAAAUGAAAACGAUUCCAGAGAUUUUCGUCCGUCGGAAAAUACGAAUGCAGACAAAUAGAAUAUCCGUUAACAGAAUAAGGAUCGAUCACUACCUGUAUAAAAAGGAUUCGAGUAUUAACUGAUAAGCGAUUCAAUUCGUUUUUUCGACUACCUCACUAAAAGUUAAUGCUUGAGCUGUUGAAAAGAAAAGUCCGGAUUUAUAUCGAGAGCUUUACUUAAAGAAAGUGCGAGUGCGACAAACUUGUAAAUAAAAUGAAAUGGAUGAACUGUAAAUAUUUCUAAAGAGAAGAAACAAGUGAUAAUGACGCUGUAACUAAACUAAGUGUAAUAUAAUGUAGAACGUCAGACAUUGUACAUAUACAUGAAACAGUGGACCCUUAUACGAUAUACAUAAGUAGCGACGCAUACCGCCGUGAUUUAAAAAAAUUCACUCACCAAUAACAAACAAAAAAAUCAGA
Agrilus planipennis (emerald ash borer) is the source of this 2012-nucleotide messenger RNA. RefSeq names its product POU domain protein CF1A (gene vvl). The transcript has a single exon. NCBI's taxonomy places the organism in Eukaryota, Metazoa, Arthropoda, Insecta, Coleoptera, Buprestidae. Gene Ontology annotation, cellular component: nucleus. The record is from RefSeq and is a predicted model, not a curated record. Gene Ontology annotation, molecular function: DNA-binding transcription factor activity, RNA polymerase II-specific; RNA polymerase II cis-regulatory region sequence-specific DNA binding. The coding region runs from base 191 to 1411 and encodes 406 amino acids. Gene Ontology annotation, biological process: regulation of transcription by RNA polymerase II; brain development.